UCUCCCGCGCGACCGCCAGUCAGCCCUCUGCAGGCUCGCCCAGCAUGAGUGAGGGCCGCUUCUACAACAUGAACAGCGCCGGAAUGGCAGCGCCGGGUGGCGUGAGCGCGGCCAAAAUGGACUCCCUGCAGGCGAUGGACCGCCGGAAAGCCGAGCUGCUCGAAGCCCGCUUCGUCGGCAACCGGGUGGGCCCGCCGCCGCCGCCGCUCGGGCCGUUCAGCAACGUACAAGGCAACGACGGCUCGAACCUGAGCACCGGCUCGGUCAGCGACAAGGAGGAGGCCAACUCGCCGGACAAGGGCGUGCCGCCGGCGCCGCCGCCGCAGGCCCGCACGCCCAAACGCAAGCGAAAAAACACGGCCGCGGACGACGGCGGUGCCAGCGGCCCCAAGCGCGCCGACAGCAAGAACAACAAGCUGAUCAACGAGUACUUCCGCGGCCCGGCCGUGGGCCCGGCGCCGGUGCGCGCCGCGCCGUCCCUCCCGGUGCGUAGCGUCGGGGCGCACCAGCCGGCGGCGUCGCGGCUCCUGGCGUACCCGGCCAGCCCACACGGGCCGCUGCCGCCCUGCGCCACGGCCGCCAGCACCGCCGCCGUGGCCGCCGUCACCGCCGCUGUCACGGCGCCCGCCACCAGCAAGCUAGUACAAACGACGAUGACUGGCGUGGACUUUCGGGAGCUGGAGAGCCAGGCGGCGUCCAACGACGAGGCGCGGCGCGACAAGAUAGAGGAGAUGGGUCGGACGAACGAGGAGCUCCGGCGUCAGCUGAAUGCCCAGCAGAAGCUGGUCGAACAGAACAAGUCCAAUCUGGACAAGUGUGUGGACAUGGUGAAAAAACUGCUCAUCGAAAAGAGCAAAAUCGAGAAGAAGGAGUGCCGCCAGAAGUGCAUGCAGAACCGGCUGCGACUGGGCCAGUUUGUGACGCAGCGGGUUGGGGCCAGCUUCCAGGAGAACUGGACGGACGGCUACGCAUUCCAGGAGCUGACCAAGAGGAUGGAGGACCUGUCCGCCUCCCGGGAGGAGCUCGACCGCCAGAAGAAGCUGCUGGCCAAGCGGAAGCCGACGAGCGCCGAGAGCGCGCGGAAGCGCGGCGGCGGCGCCGGCACGGCCCAGCAGAACGGCGGCGAGUUCGUGCGGCCCGAGGACCCCGGCCGUCUCAGCGGCCAGGAGUAUUACGAGGCGGACGAAAUCAUCAAGCUGCGGCAGGCCUCGCUCAAGAAGGAGGACACGGACCUGACGCUGGAGAUGGAGAAGCUGGAGCGUGAGCGCAACCUGCACAUCCGCGAGCUGAAGCGCAUCCACAACGAGGACCAGUCGCGCUUCAACAACCACGUGGUGCUGCACGACCGCUACCUCUUCAUCCAGCUGCUGGGCAAGGGCGGCUUCUCCGAGGUGCACAAGGCGUUCGACCUCAAGAAGCAGCGGUACGUGGCGUGUAAGGUGCACCAGCUGAACAAGGACUGGAAGGACGACAAGAAAGCCAACUACAUCAAGCACGCGCUUCGGGAGUACAACAUUCACCGGACGCUGAAUCACCCGCGGGUGGUGGAGCACUACGACGCUUUUGAGAUCGACUCCAACUCGUUCUGCACGGUCAUGGAGUACUGCUCGGGCCACGAUCUCGACUUCUACCUGAAGCAGCACAAGGUGAUCGGCGAGCGGGAGGCGCGCUCCAUCAUCAUGCAGGUGGUGUCGGCGCUCAAGUACCUCAACAGCAUCCACCCGCCGGUCAUCCACUACGACCUGAAGCCCGGUAACAUUCUGCUGGUGGACGGCGACGUUCUGGGCGAGGUGAAGAUCACCGACUUCGGGCUCAGCAAGGUGAUGGACGACGACAACUACAACCCCGAGCACGGCAUGGACCUGACCUCGCAGGGCGCCGGCACCUACUGGUACCUGCCGCCCGAGUGUUUCGUCGUCGGCAAGAACCCGCCCAAGAUCUCCAGCAAGGUGGACGUCUGGAGCGUGGGCAUCAUCUUCUACCAGUGUCUGUACGGCAAGAAGCCGUUCGGCCACAACCAAUCUCAGGCAACCAUCCUAGAGGAGAACAUCAUUCUGAAGGCCAAGGACGUGCACUUCCCCAACAAACCCACCGUGAACUCGGAAGCCAAGGCGUUCAUCCGCUGCUGCCUGCAGUACCGCAAGGAGGAGCGGUACUGCGUGCGUUCGCUCGCCGAACACCCGUACCUGCAGCCGGCGGCCGGCAAGCGACAGAGCGGCGGCGGCGGCGUGGCCGCUGCUGCCGCGGCCGCUGCCGCCUCCUCCACCUCCACCCCCUCGCAGACGGCCUCGAGCGUGCAGACGGCGGCCGGCAACUCCAACAACUCUGGCGGCGCCGGUGUGGUCAGCACCUCGUCCAACUCGUAGCGAGGCCCGGCGGCCCGCCGCGCGCGGGCGCCCCCCUGUGCUGUGACUUCAGUGUGAUAUGGACGGCCGCGGCGUGCGCAGCGUCGGAAGGGGCGGCCGACGCUCGGCGGAAGCUCCGCCGGGGAAAGUACGUAAUUUACUCAUUAUUUAACGCGUGUGCGCGGCGGCGGCCGCGGCGUCGUAUGCAAUGUACAGACUGGCGGCCGAUUCGGCCCAGACCUUGUUGUGUUUCAGUCAAAUAUAUCAAAAUUGUUUGU
Messenger RNA from Pollicipes pollicipes, 2623 nucleotides. RefSeq names its product serine/threonine-protein kinase tousled-like 2. The record is from RefSeq and is a predicted model, not a curated record. Gene Ontology annotation, biological process: peptidyl-serine phosphorylation; chromosome segregation; intracellular signal transduction. Gene Ontology annotation, molecular function: protein serine/threonine kinase activity; ATP binding. The transcript is spliced from 16 exons. Bases 45 to 2366 code for a protein of 773 amino acids. Gene Ontology annotation, cellular component: nucleus. Lineage: Eukaryota; Metazoa; Arthropoda; Thecostraca; Pollicipedomorpha; Pollicipedidae.